Messenger RNA from Cryptomeria japonica (Japanese cedar), 1197 nucleotides. Its product is annotated as serine/threonine-protein kinase BLUS1-like. Gene Ontology annotation, molecular function: protein kinase activity; protein serine/threonine kinase activator activity; ATP binding. The record is from RefSeq and is a predicted model, not a curated record. Bases 1 to 1197 code for a protein of 398 amino acids. Lineage: Eukaryota; Viridiplantae; Streptophyta; Pinopsida; Cupressales; Cupressaceae. Gene Ontology annotation, biological process: protein phosphorylation. The transcript has 2 exons.
AUGGAAGGCAGCAGCUCUUCAAAAUCCUCCACAGUCCAACAUGUUCGUCGCAAGUCGCUUCUAAGCAAAGCCCUCAAUAAUAUCAACAAAAAGGAUGUUUCUUUCCAUAUUCGUUCAAGUCCGACCCAUGGUGACAUAGUUGUCAAGGAAGAUUCAGAAAACCCAUCUGGGAAAUUUCCUAGGGAGGACCAGGAAUACCAAAUAGUCGAUGGAAUAGGAAGGGGCACAAAUUCCAUUGUCUAUCUCUCCAAGUGUUUAAGCAAUGUCAAAACAGUUGCCAUCAAAUGCCUGGAUAAAGAAAAAGUUGAUUGGAAUCGAGUGCGCUUCGAAGUACGAGCUCUAAUGCUGUUAUCCCAUGAUAACGUAUUGAACUAUUACAGUACUUUCAUGUCCAACAACUACAUUUGGCAGGUUAUGCCGUUCAUGGGUGGCGGCUCAUUGAAAACCCUAAUGGAGAAAGCUUACCCUGGUGGCCUAGAAGAGCCUAUUAUUGCAACUGUGCUCAAAGAUGUUCUCCAUGCCUUGGCUUAUAUUCACGGCGAAGGUCUAAUUCAUGGGGAUAUCAAGGCCGGGAACAUUUAUCUGGAUAGCGAUGGGAUUGUUAAAUUAGGAGACUUUGGAGCAUCUGUUAUGAUAAAUUCUUCAUCUGGGUAUGAUUUUAGGGCAGAUAUGUGGUGCUUUGGUGUUCUCGCCAUCGAGCUUGGCCAUGGCAGCCCUCCUUUGUAUUGCAAUCACUCAGAGAAAAUGAUUGAUCAUGUGAGAAAAGGAUCUGUUCCAAGAUUAGAUGAGAAGCGUAGAUUCUCCCUGGCUUUCAAAGAUGUUGUGGGUAUGUGCUUGGUGGAUGAUCCACGAGAAAGACCCACUGCGAGUUUGCUGCUUAAGCACCGAUUCUUUGAAAAACAUGCACAGACACCGCAGUAUGUUGUGGCCAAUUUGUUGGAUAAGUUGGUUCCCUUGGAGCAACAAAUCAAGAAGACGAGGAGAAAUGUGUUGUCAAGUGUUGGAAGCAAUAGGGAAGCUUGCAACGGCUCGAAGCUCUUUCUCUGGUUCAGUCGAACUCAGUUCGACCGAACUCAGUUCGACCGAACUCAGUUCGACCGAACUCAGUUCGACCGAACUCAGUUCGACCGAACUCAGUUCGACCGAACUCAGUUCGACCGAACUCAGUUCGACCGAACUCACCUAUGUGGCAGGUGA